GAGAAACCAGGGAAAGCAUCCAUCAAAUCAGAAUCAGUCAUUCAAGCAACUUCUAUAACAAUACAAUGGAUUGCACCAGUUGAUGAUGGAGGAAGUCCGAUUACAGGAUUCCAAAUGAUCUUACAAAAGGAUGAAACUGAGAUAAAAAAGGUUAAUAUCACCGAUCCUGGGACGACAAGUUAUUCGUUUCGUGGUUUGGAGAAAGAUACCAACUACACAGUGAAACUGUUUUCCAGAAAUUUUGUGUUCGAGGGAGAUCCUACUGUAUGGAACGUUAAGACUAAGUUUGAAGGUGAGGAAUCAAAAGUGAUAUCGUGAUUGAGCACUUUACACCAAUCGUUUUUCCGCCAACUUAGAUUUGUUUUAACAAUGUUAUCAGCUUGCCGCAUUAUAAGAUUUUUGAUUUUCAGCGUUUGUCCCCUCCUUAGUGGCCAGUUUCCUUUCGCUUUGUGAUAAUUGUUUUAGAGGUACUUACGUUUGAAGAAGCAUAAUAAUAAACAAUGAAAAAAUAAUUAACGUAGGUGAGAACAAUUGACAACCUACGCGGUUACGUUCCGUAAAUGCUGCCUGAUUUGCCUGGUCGUUUUUUUUUUUUUCUUUUUUUUUCAUAUUUUCUGAUGUUCACCUUUCAUAAUCUGCUAUAUGAAUCAGCAACAACAACAGCCGUUAGAUAGUGACCUUUAGGUUAGUUGGAUACAGUUUUCCUAAACUCUUACCGGCCACAUUCAAAACGCCCAAUAACCAACUAUCCCUUUUGUCAGUGAGACGAUUUCCACACAUCGUUUUACCAAAGAAUUGAAGUUUGAAGAAAUAGGCCUUUCAUGAAAAUCGCUUCUAAUAUUCAAACAUUAUGGGGAAAUCUCGUCAAACAGUUUGUGGACGGCCUCGAAGAAUCCUCCGUUUAUUUUCUUUAAGAUGAGAAAUAGCUUGUUUUUAUUUCUCAGGGAUAAGCCUAAACCAAAACAUUUAAGGUUCCCGUUUUCAAGAAAGUUUCUUUCGAAUCUCAUCCGGCACAUAUCUCAGUCAACAAAAGAAGUAUUGUGGUAAUAGGUGUGAAUUUAGUAACUGAAGUUGAGCAGCCGUAACAUGGCAAUGAAGUUCGUCGCACCUGUUAUCGCUUUAGCGCUUCUUGUCAUUGCCUCCUCGACUGGCAACCUCCAUGGAGAAAAAAGCGGAGCAUGCGCACUCAUUUUCCCGCUGUGUGAUCGCAGAGUGCCUGUACUAAGUCAUGCACGAUGUCAAACUUUGAAAAGCAGAAUAUAGUUGCACACGAACUGAGAUCCCUUCUGUAAUUACGGGACACAAACGAAUGGUGAAUUGCGACGUCAUCUAUGCAUCGGUCUUUUAUUUGAUCUCGUGUAAAUAGCGAUGAAAUACCAGUAGAAGUCAGUGUGUCGUUAAAAUUCACCGUGUAAAUGCAGUAUUUGUUUUAGGCAAUAACCGAUCAUCAUUUUAGGCUUCUCAUUAUCGCUUCAUCUCAGUACUUAACUUAAUUUUGCUUGCCAUACACUUUCGUUUCAAAAACAUCCCAAAUAAAUCCUCGACCAAUUUACAGAUUAUUUAAUCACUGAUAAUGGUGUGACUAGGUUUGUAACAAGAAGUUGUAUAAUUAUUGGAAAUUUCACGCUGUUCGUGUUGUUGACAUCAAUCUAGGAGCCCCAGAUGUGGUCGAAAUAAACGAACUGCCAGAUGAAACAACAGAUGAUACAAUUACCCUAGAGUGGAAGAAGCCAGAAAGUAAUGGAAAAGUUAUUAUCAUGUAUACAGUGUACCAGAGAGUAGUGACUGAUGGAAAAGUGGGACAGUGGACAAUAAUAAAGGAAAUCAGCGAUGUUUCUGUAAGAGAAUUGAAAAUAGCAUUGGAGAGAGGAAAGGUGUAUCAGUUUGCCAUUACUGCAACUAAUGAGCUUGGUGAAAGCCUAAAACAAGAGAAAGCAAAUAUCCAGCAAGUCAAAGCAAAAGAAGGUAUGUUCAAAUGAAUCUUAUUUUCCCCUUCCAACGGUUUAUCCUUUUCUUUACUUAGUUUUCAAGCACUCUCCGUGUCAUCAACAUCGAGGUUUUUACGGGUGAAUUCUUCGCUUGCAAGAACCUGAAUCAACGAGAAAAAUUUUUUACUUACGUCGCAGUUGAUAUUUGUAUGCCAACUGCAAAUAUAUGGCAUAUCUAUUAACUGUCAUUGGCUGGCACUCACAGAUAUUUUAAGUAGUUUACUGAUACAUGCUGAUCUGAAUCUGGAAAGAGAAGUCUGCAACACUUUCGUUUUGUCUUUUCACAUUUAAAUUAACCGCUUUUUUCUUUUCUUUUCCGUCAUCAGUUAGUUGAUGCCUCUCUCCCGCAAAAAAAAAAUUCACACUCCCACACUGAAUUCCGAGAACUCUUCUGUCAUUUUCUCCACCACUGCACUUUACUCUUCAUACCGAUGAAAGCGACUUCGCACUUAGCUUCCUCUGCGCACCGUAAUUUCGACACCAGAUUACUGAGCCGCGAGAACUCAGAAGUGGCCUGUUGUCGGCGAUUUCGCUUUAGCUUAAUUAAGAAUGUAUGAUCACGCUGCCUCACGCAGAGAGGUUGUCAAUCUUUUCAGAGAUUUUUUUCGGUGAAGCUACAGAGCGUGACACAAACUUCCUGUCUCAAGGUCAUGAAGGGGUCUUCAUUUCCUUAGGUCUUAGGUCCUAGUUUUCGGGGAUUUUCGUUUUCGCUACAAGCGUAGUUCGCUUUCUCUUUGUUGUUGACCUCUUUUUAGUCUGUUUUCUGGAGCUCUUUCAACCUUCUCACGUUCGUCUUCGCAUGAUAUUCGCCAUUUUACUUCAGCCUUUUCUUGUUCUCUAUCGUCUUCCCCUCGCUGUGUUCUACCUAUUCUUCGCCCUAUCAAACCCCAUUUCGCGUUUUUCUCGACUCGCUCCACGUCUUUUCAGUUCUUUCUCUCUUUGGUCUCUCAGUCUAUUUUCACUCGAGAUCCUUUCUCCAUGAACUUGAAUUGUCAUAAUUUCUUCCGUUUGGAAAAGCUUUGGCUCUGAGUAUCGUUGCUUUGCAAGUUCAUUAGAGAUUGCAAAAUACCAAGAAUCACUUUUCAACAACAACCUCACCAGUAUGAUUUCCCGCUCAAAACACGGGUUGCAAAUUCUUUCCUUGCGCUGCUUCACAUCCUCUAACCCACAUGAAGCCUUUCUAGUUUUAUACAAACAUCUUUGAAGUCGAAUCUAAAGUCUCUUGUCGUUAUCAAGUUUGAGAUGAGAUAUUCUAGUUCUAGCCUGUCUUCGUUUAAAUCAAACUUUAGCAGCGCAUGAAACAGAUACAAGACAAAUUUCAUAUUUCAGUGGCCAGAGUUGCCAUGAUCAUUGAAAUUUGGUUUAAUGAGGACAAUCAUGAAACACGAAUAAUCAAGAGAAGAAUUGAGAAAAUAACUGGUUGAAAGUGACUUUUCUUUUUAAUUUAAUACAAUUACCGGUGGAGUUUGACACAAUAGAGGAGACUGUGGAGUGAACAGUCAUACCUGGCGACAUUAAGAGAAGAUACAAGAGAAGUCCGUACGUUUCUGGCGUAUUGUUUCACUGACUCACUGUUCUCACUUAUACCCAUCUAUUAAUCGACCGGUGAUCUCUUAACUGGAAGUUGCUUACGGUCGUUUCUUUAAAACUCUAACUUAUUUUCCCAAACCAAAGUUCACAAUAACGCUCAAUGAAAUAUUAUUUCAACCGACGCCGACAUCAUACACGACAUCUGAAGAAGAAAACGUUAUUUAUCCUGAACCUGUGUGCACUAUGAUUGCCUUUCAUCAUGGUCGCAAAAGAAAAACUGAAGCCCCGUUUAACGGUCAGGAUAGCUGACGAUAGUUUCAACUAUCAAGCGCGUUUGAACACGAGCUAUCAUGCUCUAUCAUCGCAUUUCAUCAAAUAUCAUGUAGUUUGGACAUGUUCAAAUUCGACAUGAUAGUUUUUGCUGUUUGAACGAGAGGAAGAUAGUGAAUGAUAAUGGUUAGGUCAGCAGUUUUGCUAAAAACGGGCUCAAACCGAAAUGGCAAAUGGUAAAAUGACAAAAAUAGCCGUCGAAAUUCCUCAGAAUGUCUCGUAGUUAAUUCUCAUCAUUUCCUGGUAGGCUUCAGUAUCUUUAACUUGUAACUUCUUGACUAAAAUUUCAAAUGCCACUGAAAUUGCUGACCUCAGCGUGGACCAUAUUUGUGUACAAUUACGCGAUCUCAUUGGGUGGUAUUUUGUCAACUAUCAUCGACUAUCAUGAACCAUUUGAACACAAACUUGAUAGUGAAUGAUGUGAAUGAAAGUUGAAACUAUCAUUCAGUUGUCUAUCAUCAACGAUCGUGAUGGUUUGAACGGGGCUUAAGUCAUUUGCAUCCUGUUGCAGUCGAGUGAACAUCUUUUAUGGAAGAGAGAAUAGUGAGAAAUGUAUAUAAUGGGAAUUCACUGUCUGUUGCCGCUCCUUCGUAAAAAGGAAAGUUAAAAAGUGUUGAAGGGUCUGUGGGCUCCCGUCAUUCUUCCGCGAGCAAAUUCGUUCUUAGGAGGAAACCAAAGAGAUUCUGAAAGAAUCGAAACAGCAGUCUUGCUUAAGAAUCUUCACGAAAGGCAGCAAUUACACUCUCAGCCGAUGGCUGUGUGAAUAAUAUCGAAUUCAGAAAUUACAUUCCUCGACGGGACUUAUUUAUAAUGACAGGGAAUCGACCCUUGACAUACAAAUGUAUUACAAAGAGAUAGAGUCACCUACUAGGCGUAAAUAGGGGGCUGAAAUCUGAGGUCGCUACGUUCAUCACUGUAUAGGCUCUACUUUUUUCACCAGAGAGGAACUCGAUUAUUUUUUAACUGCUGUCAGUUACUUUCAUCCAGCUCUAAAAUAGAUCUGGGAAAUUUCUGACACCUCUUUGGCUUCUCUACAAGUCAAAGUUAACAGAUGACGGUCUAUGCAUUAGUGGGUGUGCUGCAGACCCACGGAGUCUCAUGGUUUUGUCAUCUUCAAAUCCAUUACAUGUCAAGAAUACCAUUCCUUAUUCUCAGUGUCUUAGGCUUCAUUGCCUAUAUAUUGACAGUUCUGAUUUUUCAAGAUAUCAGAGGCAAUAUGCCAGGUCUUCAAAAACCCGUGGCCAUCCUGCCUUUGUCAUUCAAGGGAGUCUUUAACAACUGAUCGAAAGUCGGCAAUCCACAAACGUCACAGUAGGAAGAGAAUGAUCGUAUUCCAUAUUAGCGGCACAAUCACGCAAUAAGACCUGUCCUUCUGACAAAUUUAAAUAACUUCAAAAUGAUCCAAAAACUGGUAUAUUAUUUUUUUGCGUAAAACGGACAACUGUUUGGUCAGUAUAAUGUUAAGACUGGCUAUACCGAUGUCAUCUAUUUCAUAACUUGCGGUUAUUUAAAAAAGUUAUACUUGGGCGAAAAGGAAGACGACUAGGGGAACGAUUCUGAAGACACCAUCGUGACACAAAAUACAAGAAAAACAAUAUCUCUCAAAUUGGCCUCCCAUUCGUACAUUUUAUACCAGUGUUCUUUUUUAAGUAAAGGCUUUAUACAUGAGUUCAAAUGAUAAUUCUUGUGCAAACAAACACACACACACACAUUUUAAGUCGUAUUUUGUUUUUCCCCAGUUCAAACAGUAAGCACAGAAGUUUACCUGACAGCGACAAUACAGGAGAACUGUAGCAGACGUUCAGAAGUUGCUGCGAAAUUUCCAGAAAUGGUUAGAUAAUCUACUUGAUCUAUAUACUGGAGUUUAUAAUACUGCCAUGAGAUUUAUCAUGAAAAGUGAAUCUUAAUCAAUCUGUUCUUGAAUCAAAUCUUAAUAUUUCUGUUAAAAAAAUGAUAUUUUGAACGAUCUUCAAUAUGUAACAAGCAUUUGAAUGUACGUUUUUUCUUCAUAUGUCCUUUUAGGCUUGUCAAAUUGCCUUGAGGUUUGGCUGCUCAUCCGCCAACACUGUGAACACCAGGUAAGGUACAGUUUGUUGUUCUACACUGAAACAACAAAUGCAAACUCAAAUUUGCCUUCUAGUAGGGGAGAGGAGCUUUAUUUCAAUGUGUUGUAUUUUAGCUGUAAAAGUGUCUUUUCUGCUUUAGCAAAUCUUAUUUAAUACAAGAUAAUUUAUGUUUGAAGUCUAUUGUCUUUAAUAUUGUCUUUAUUUACCUUGGUUUAAUACAUUGGUUAAAUCUCAAUAUAUUUUAACACUUAAAAAUCACCAAAGUACGAAUGUGUGCGAUGAUGCUCUCUGCUCUCUCUCUCUCUCUCUCUCUCUCUCUCUCUCCUCCUCCCCCCCCUUAUCUAGGUGUGGCAGUGUUGUUCUUGACUUUAUGAUGAGGUUCAAUCAAACUGUAGUCGUCAGCAAUGUUUUGAUUGUCCUGUCGGAUGCUGCGAGGCAAGACAAAUUCAGAGGUUUUAAAGUCAAUCCAGACUCAAUUAAACAAGUUUUAAUACCCACAGAUGGCUCGGAAAGCACAACAAAAGGUAAAUUUUAUAAAGACAUUGUUCAAUGUUUACAUGUAUUCUUCCGAAGAUGGACUGUUUAUAAUUGUAUUCCGUAUCUAUUUAAUUAAACAACUUAUUCUGUGACUGAUACACUUCCAAGUUUUUGUUUUUUUCGUUGUUGUUUUAUUUAAUUAAACAAAGUCUUACUCUUAAAAAUUAUUUUAGAGAGAGUAGCACCUUACUCUUCCUUCGUACCAAGCCAAUUAGAGUUAACGUUUUCCGGUCAUGAACCUCAGCUAUGUAGUAAGAGCAGUGUAUCCACCAGGAUCAGUGUAAAUGUUGUUUGAAUGUUAUUUCAUCAAGCUUUGCAAAAUGAAUCAUUUUAGGUCCUGAGGAAUGUAACUGCCCAUCCAACAACGUCUUGUUGGCCGUAAUUGGGGUUCUUGUCUUCACAGUCCUUCUUCUAAUUAUUUACAUAAUCUGGCUACAUAAGAAAGGUAGGUAAAAGAAUCAUAAUCUAUGUUUGGCUGCAAGAUUCUUUUUCACGCAAAAGUAAAUUUUUACUGACGUUUACAUCAUUUGUAUUUUUUCCUUUCGUUUUUUUUCAGGCGCUGUAGGGAAACAGAGGUAAGAAUUUUCUGCUAGUUGGAUUGUGUCGAUGUAAUGUGCCCGAUAUGGUUUCAUCUUAACACAAAACUCCAAUAAAAACUGAUGAAAUUCUUAGCGUUUUAUAAUUAUUUCUAUGCUUUCUCAAUUGUAGGACUUAUGAAGAUGAGAGACGUGUUUACGACGUAAGUAAAUGAGAGGGAAAAAAUUUGUAGUUCUACAUAAAAAAAGCAUAUUGCAUCAGAGGCAGAUACAAUGAAAUAAAAGAGGAAGUUAGGCUCAAUAAGGUCUUUGUCCUGUGAUCAUGUCCUUUACCAAGCCACUCCAUGGAUUUUCCUUCGAUUGUCCCUGGUUCAACCGCUUGGUUUCACUUCACAGAUCGCUAGUUGGUCUGCACCCGGUUGAUAUUUGCUUUCUAAAUAAUAGAUUUCGUGCAUUUAGGGCGUCGUAUUUUCUUGAUGCCUUAUUUUCUAAACGUGAGUUUAGGAGCUUGGUACUGCAAGAGUUGUUUCGUGCGUUUAUUUGUCAAAAUAUUGGACUACCAAUCGACAAUCUUCACGUUGCAGUUUGUAGCUUCGACGAAUAUGCUAUGAGCCUCAAUCACUCUAUUGGACAUGAUAAUUUCAAAAGCAGAGAACAAAAUGUUAGUAAUAAUAAUGACAAGAGGUUAUAAACUAUUUAUAAUCUCUUAUCAUGGAAGAAUAUAAACAUUUGUCUGAUAAAAAUGGGUGAACUGAUUUUUAUAACCAUGAGGUACUUUUUACUGGGAUUAAUAACCUUAACAGUGUGUUGGUUUUAUAGAAUGAAACAUUAUUAGAAGAUAUCGAACCAAGUCUACCUGAUUCAAGAAAACUCACCCAGCCUCAUGCGGAAUACAUGGAUCUCAUAGAAGUCAACAAAGAUGAUAGAAAAGCACAAAGUACCCCUCCAGGUGCUGAUUACGUGCCUCUUCAUCCAUUAACACGCUGCUGGGAAGUUCCUAGACAUAACGUGACCAUAGAAAAAAUCAUUGGUAAAGGUGCUUUUGGUCAGGUUGCCAAGGGAACAGCAGUAGGACUUCGAGGGAGUCCUGAAACGACCACAGUGGCUAUUAAGAUGCUUAAAAGUGAGCUCUUGUACUGUAAAUUGAAUGAGUCUUGGCCUACAGACAUUCAGGAAAUGUUACCGGGUUACUGUAAUUAUUUAGCUAUUUGCCAUUUCAUAAGUUACGUUGUUAUUCCGACAUUUCGCAUAUUAUUCCCGUUAACCAAAUUUUACUCCUUGUUUUUAAUGCUCCAGCAAACGCUACUGAAUCGGACAAGAGAGAUCUGAUGAAAGAACUUGACACAAUGAAACAGCUAAAACCACAUCCUUACGUCAUUAAACUUCUGGGAUGUGUUACUGAAUCUGGUAUGCUUUGGUUAUGCGGGUCUAAUUUUGCUGUACACAUUUUUCUUAUGAUUUACUCUGUAACGCUUUCUCGUCAUUGAUAAUUUGCCUCAGUGGAAGGGUGACCACUUCGCAAUUGAGCAAAACAAACAACCAUCGCAUAAGGUAAUUUUAUCUUAUUUUAGCCAACACAGACGUUCCUGGAUUUACUGAUAGACUAAGACCGAAUAUUUGCCACUGAACAGAUCAUUCUGUUGUAGAAGCAGAAACGCUUUUUGUAAGGGAAUAAUUGGUCUGUACUUUCUUAUGAGACCGUCGCAUAGUUUUUCUUGUUUUCAUGCGAUUUCUUCAAAAGUGUUGAUCAUGACUGGGCCAUUCAUCUAUUUCAAUUACUGCUUUUUUUUAAAUGAAAGUAACAUAUCAAUUAAAUUAUUUAAUUUCUUCAGAACAGCUGUUGGUUUUGAUUGAAUAUGUGCCUUUUGGAGAUCUGCUGGGUUACCUGAGAAAGAGCCGUGGAUUAAAAGACACUUACUACAAAGACCCGGAUAUCAAACCACAAACAAAUCUGACGUCACAGCAGCUGAUGAAGUUUGCUUGGCAAAUUGCUGAUGGAAUGAGUUACUUGUCCGCAAAAUCUGUAAGUUAGUUAAAAACACAGAAGACAAACAAUUCUAUCGUCAUGUUAAGCUCUGGCAUGGAAUAUUAUGUCUUCACAAGAUCACGCCUGGGAGAUGCAGACGUAUUCUUACGGUCUUGUCGAGGCUAUUUCUUUAGGGCCAGGAACCCUCCCGAUUUUGACGUCAUCAUAUAAGUUUUAUUUCAAUGCGAGAAUGGCGAUAUUUGUGCAUCAUUGCAAGUGUACCCCAUCGAAAUAAAAUAUCUGGGUUUUUCUCGUGUGAGCAAAGGCAGAGACGUGAAGGAAUAGGAUCUUUUAAGAUAUUCAGCUUAAACUGAGUGUACAACAAAUAUCCAUUUUAGUGACAAGGAAGAAAAGGAAUUAAAACUUCAACUUUAAAAAAUCGUCUUUGGUCGCUAAACUGCUUCAUUACAGAAUCCUAUUUCGAUUAAAAUGUUAAGGUAAGCGUUCUUUGAAAUGACUACGUAUUGCAAAAAAAAAGUAGUUUGCUUCUCUUUGGAAUACGGAACAGAUAUUGUAGUAGUUUUAACUUUCUGCCAUCUGGAAGAAAAAGAAAUACACACACAAUAUUAUGUUGCUAGAUAUUUCUAUUUUCCUCUCUGAACCAUUUCAUUUCAGUUCUUUUUCAUCUACAAUCGCUAAUUUUUGCUGUUACAUCAAUUCUUUCUUAGAUCAUUCACCGAGACCUUGCGGCCCGUAAUGUGUUGGUUGGACAAAAGGAAAUGUGUAAAGUGACAGACUUCGGAAUGGCCAGAGAUGUGCAGCAGGAAAAUAUUUAUGAACGAAAGACAAAGGUAAUCAAGAAAGAGGGGAGGUGAGGGCGGUAUCACAUUUCGUUCAGUUUAGUGAUCUUUGACAUCAUUGUUGUGGUUGAGCUGAUAUAUUCCUGAUUUCGAUCAUGAAUUCCUUGGGACCCUAAUGAAACUAUCAGCCAUGCGUAUACGAAUACAAUUUUAAAUAUCACUAUUUCUGACUACUCGCUUCCUAUAAUUCUCGAGCUGUUUCACAAAGUGAUAUUUAAAAUCUUUAGGGCCGUCUUCCCGUGAAGUGGACAGCUUAUGAGGCCUUAUUGUAUGGUAAAUAUACCACCAAAAGUGACGUGUAAGUAUACCUGAUUAUAACCCGUAGCAGUUUAUCAAAAAUUUUAUCAAUUUUAAUCAGGACUUGAAUUCUAUGCUUUGUCAAAGAAUACAUAUAUUUUAUUCGUCGUAUAUACUGUUUAUGUCUUUAGUCACUUAAUUUAUAUUCGUUUGAUUUGUCUUUCUACAGAUGGAGUUAUGGAGUUCUGUUAUACGAGAUUUUCACCAUAGGUAACAUCGAAUGGAAUUUUAUGAGGCUCUGUAGAUGUUUUUGCUUUACACCAUGUUUAAUUCAACAAUGUAUCGUGUUCAGUUAGACAAACGUAAUGAGCUUCAAACUACAUCUAGUGACAAAGGUGGUGUUUCAUUGAAGGUCGUUUUUUUUGUCACAUUUAUAUUUCGAUGGUCUUGUGGUUCUUCCAGGCGGUUCACCUUACCCACGAAUGGAUGGAAGAAAAAUUGCAAACUUACUCCAGGAUGGAUACAGGAUGCCUAAACCACAAACACGUCGAUGAAAAAUUGUAAGUUUUCUUUAUUUACUUGUUCUCCCUCGUCGUACAAGGAAACAUUCUUUAAAUCUUUAACAGAUUAUUUGAAUAAUACCAGGUAUCAGAUCAUGAUGAAAUGCUGGAAGAAUGACCCAGACGCAAGACCAACUUUCACCGAAUUGAAAAAUCAGCUUAAGGACAUGGAAACCCUACACAAGGUCAGAAUUUUUAUCAAUAUGAAGUUUUUUUUUUUCACGUAA
Pocillopora meandrina is the source of this 10837-nucleotide messenger RNA. The record is from the annotation of a GenBank genome assembly. Lineage: Eukaryota; Metazoa; Cnidaria; Anthozoa; Scleractinia; Pocilloporidae.